Cokeromyces recurvatus is the source of this 171-nucleotide messenger RNA. RefSeq lists its product as uncharacterized. The transcript has a single exon. The record is from RefSeq and is a predicted model, not a curated record. The annotation marks the transcript as partial. Lineage: Eukaryota; Fungi; Mucoromycota; Mucoromycetes; Mucorales; Mucoraceae.
UUACAACAACGUCAUGCUGAAUGGAUUAUCAAAUAUAUUGACGAUAAUUCAGCAGCAGUACUUGAACAAAUUAGAUUCGACCUUUGUAAGAAAUUCAAAGACGAGAGUUUUACUGUAAGUCGAUCUGCACUUCACAUAUUCAUGCGAACUGUUUGUGUUCUUUCGACGAAA